Chilo suppressalis (striped riceborer) is the source of this 2891-nucleotide messenger RNA. Lineage: Eukaryota; Metazoa; Arthropoda; Insecta; Lepidoptera; Crambidae. The record is from the annotation of a GenBank genome assembly.
GGCAGAACUAGGCAUGUCGAUUUAAAAUCGAUUAAUCGAAAAAUCGAUUAUUUAGAGUAAUAUAAUUGAUUUUUCAGAUCGAUUUUGAACCCUACGUCGAUUCAAUGAAUCGAUUCACAAACCUCCCAAAUCGGACCCUCCGAAUCGGACGGUAGUUUUUUUAAUUUUUUGCUGUUGUCGGGCGCAAAAGCAACUGGUAGUACUUGGUCAAUAAUUUGAACGCGUCAUAGAGUAAUAAAUAUUUAUGAACGCUUCCAAAGGUGGCGUUACUUACGUAAAAAAAAAAAAAAAAACAUUUUAUUUUUCUAUCCGGCUGAUUCCGGCUGUCAAAAACCUAACCUAUAUAAUCUUGUGAGUUGAGUGAGCUUACAUAGCAAAAAUAUACUGUGGAUAAAUAAUAUCGUGUUCAUUCAUAAAUUCAUACAGCAUUUAUUUUAAUUUGAAAAAUACCUAAAAUGUCAACUAAAAGUGAUACAUGGUAUCAUUUUGUAAAAAAGGGAUCAAGUGGCGUAUGCAAGUAUUGUCAUAUCGAAGUUAAAACAUGCGGGAAUACAACAAACUUACGCAACCAUUUACUACGAAGACAUCCAUCUAUUAAGUCCGUAAGUCAACGAAAACUGGUGGUGGCAAAUGAUGAUAUUGGUAUUGGUGACGACAAAAAAAAAACUGGAACAAAUGAAGAUAUUGCUACUACGUCGACAUCAAAGGAAAAAUUUGGCAUAAAUGAUGCUUUGAGUUUAACCAGUUCAAAAGAGUACUAUGAUUCUGACUUAGAAAGUAUAGCUUCAUCAUCAGUAUCACUGAAAAACUCAAAACUUAAUCAGCUAACUAUGGAUUCAUGUGUUGAUAAUAUUAAAGCAUUUAGUGUAAACGGAAAGAAGUAUGGACAACUAAAUAAUGCUAUCAUGUUAAUGAUUUGCAAGGAUACGUUGCCAUUAAAUACAGUUGAAAAAGAAGGUUUCACAUACUUAAUGAAAACAGCAGUGCCUUUAUAUAAGCUUCCUUCACGGCAGACAAUUACACAAAUGAUAGAUGACAAAUAUGAUGUUCUUUCUUUGCAAUUUAGAGAAAAGCUCUUAGAAGUAGAGUCAAUAUGUUUAACUACGGAUAUAUGGACAGAUACACAUAAUACUAGAAGCUACAUGGGUUUAACUGGACAUUUUAUACAUGAAAGUGAGCUGAUUAGUAUAAAUUUUGGUGUGUCCCAUUUAACUGAGCCCCAUAAUUCUGAUUAUUUAUGUCAAAUAUUAAUAAAAAUGACUGAAAAAUGGGGUAUAACCCCAGAAAAAGUUGCAGCAGUUGUUACUGAUAAUGGUGCGAAUAUCGUCAAGGCCGUAACAAUUGCAUUUGGAAAACAAAAACACUUAUGGUGUUUCGCCCACACUUUGAAUUUAGUAGCUCAAAAACCUUUUGAAGAAAAAGCUGGUAUUGAAAAUGCCAAACAGUUACUAAAUACUGUAAAGGAUAUAACUAGAUACUGUAAACAAAAUGUAAAUGUAUCUGAUGCUCUUCGUAAAGCGCAAAAUGAAAUAGCAGUACCACUCAAAUUGAUUCAGUCAGUUUGCACACGAUGGAAUUCAAUUUACUAUCAGCUAGUUCGGUUUGUAAAGUUAUCUGAGCUACUUGCCCCGAUAUUACUCAAUUACCCGAAAGCUCCACCUAUGUUAACAGCCAGUCAACUGGAUGGUAUUAAAGAUCUUAUAAAUAUUUUAAAACCUAUGGAAGCUGUGACGAAAGAAAUAUCCGUAGAGAAAUUUGUAACGUCAAGCAAAAUUAUACCAAUAGUUUCCUGUCUUUUGAAAACAUACAGUACAAUGAAGACGGAAACAGAUGUCGGUGCUGCAACCAAAAAUUUAAUAUUGGAAGAAUUAAAAAAGAGAUUUGGUACAGUGGAACAAGUACAUGUGUUAGCUAUCACCACACUACUGGAUCCAAGAUUCAAGAAAAUUCAUUUUUCUGACAGAUUAGCAUGCUCCAGAGCUAUUGAUAAAAUUAAUAGUAUGAUUGUAGCUUCAAAAAAGCAAUUGCAGAAUAAAUUAAGUAAUGAAGAUUCAGAGAAUAAUUUGGAAUGCCAGCUGAAGGAAGCAGAAGAAUCUAACAUUUGGGAAUUCCAUAAUACAUUAGUAAAAAAUCAGCUACAAUUAUUUCAAGCAGAAACUGAAGGACAAGGUUUACAAGACGAAUUGAAACAUUAUUUAACACAGCCUGUCGUCGAUUUUAAAACGACGGCUCCUAUUGCAUAUUGGUGUCACCAAAGAAAUUCGUUGUACAGCUCAAUAACGCCGAUUGCUAACAAAUACUUUUGCAUAGUUGGAACAUCUGUUCCAUGUGAAAGGCUUUUUUCUGUUGCGGGAAAUAUUGCUACUGACGAAAGGAGUCGUUUAGAUCCUGAGCGAUUAGAUAAUGCGUUACUACGGCAAGAAGUUUCUCAAGCUGCAGCUCCGUUGACAAUACCCGUGCCAGAAGGUGUUGAUAAACCAGUGUCGCCAAAAAUUGAGAAAAUAGUACAAGAAAUUACAAACCUUAACCUUCUGGAGGUGUCAGAGUUAAGUCAAAUAUUGAAAAAACGGCUGAAUCUACCCGAUGCUCCUGUUAUGCCCAUUGGUGGAUUUGCUAUGGGUGCUGGAGCCCCUGCGGCCCAAGAAGAAGAGGAAGCCGCACCAAAAACUGUGAAAACUAGUUUCACCGUAAAGAUGACAAAGUUUGAUGAUAAACAAAAAGUUGCAUUAAUUAAAGAAGUCAAAGGUCUCUUAGAAGGUUUCAAUCUUGUUCAAGCGAAGAAAUUUGUUGAGAGUGUGCCCACAGUUGUAAAAGCUGACAUUUCUAAAGAUGAAGCAGAAAAACUUAAAGAAGCAUUAACCAAAGUUGGAGCUAUUAUAGAGAUUGAAUAG